AUGCUUGCUGCAGUAGACACUCGAAUUACUUAUAAAGUUUGGACUCCUUAUCAAAAGGAAAAUCAUCAACAUCUACUUGCGAGAUGCAAGAAGUGCAUUAGUGAUCCAUUGGAAUUCGAACUGAAGAUCAUUUCACUCAGCAACAAGUUAUAUAAAAUGUAUCCUGAUAUUAUUCCCACUAAAUUGUAUUCUUAUUACAUUGAAAUGCAAAGGAAAUAUGAAGCUUAUCUUCAGUAUACAAAUUUUUCUGAACUCUUACCUAGGGAAAUAGAUAAAAUCUUGACAUACCUUGCACAUGUAUCUGAUCAAACAUACGAGUAUUUUGAGCAGAUCUCCAUGAUCAAUUCUUGGAAGUUUCGAUUUUGUCGUUUUCUUUUACCUUACACAGAUUCAAUACCAUGGCUUCACGAACGCUUAGAAAUGAUCAUUGAUGACAUGUAUUGUUUAAUUAAAGUCAAUUUGUGGGAUUUUAUUAGAGAAAUGAAAAAGUUAAAUGAAUUUCUUAUAAAAGAAUCCAAGUCAUCAUGUUUGAUCGAUUAUUUAAACAGAUUGCCACCCUUAAAAUUAGGUAUUUUUUUCUUUUCCGAAGAAGAAUGGAAUAAAUGCCUUGAAUUUGCAGACUACGUCGAAGACUUAAUUAAGCAAGGAAAAUACAACAUUCCCUUUUAUCUCAAAAACCUAAGAAACCGAUCAAAACGUGUAAAUCCAUAUUAUUAUGAGGAAUUAAUAAAAAUUCCCCACCGAAUCACUACAAUUGAAGGGCUGAAACAGCUAUUAAAGAUUGACUAA
Molecule: messenger RNA, 789 nt
Organism: Trichomonas vaginalis G3
Lineage: Eukaryota; Parabasalia; Trichomonadida; Trichomonadidae
Exons: 1
Coding region: 1-789 (262 amino acids)
Source: RefSeq, a predicted model, not a curated record